Messenger RNA from Labeo rohita (rohu), 2434 nucleotides. It is a transcript of the gene foxn2a, whose product is annotated as forkhead box N2a. The transcript is spliced from 6 exons. The coding region runs from base 136 to 1359 and encodes 407 amino acids. The record is from RefSeq and is a predicted model, not a curated record. Gene Ontology annotation, biological process: regulation of DNA-templated transcription. Gene Ontology annotation, cellular component: nucleus. Gene Ontology annotation, molecular function: cis-regulatory region sequence-specific DNA binding; DNA-binding transcription factor activity. NCBI's taxonomy places the organism in Eukaryota, Metazoa, Chordata, Actinopteri, Cypriniformes, Cyprinidae.
GGUAGCGUUGCUGUGCGGCGUGAUCUGUGCGCAGCGCGGAUGGAGGAAACAGUUUGAGGCAGCAGAACGAUCCGACUACUGACGCGCUCCAGCGGAAAACGGCUCCGCUUGCCUGAAUCAGACGUCCUUGAUUUAAUGGGUCCAAUCAUCGGGAUGUCGCCGGACAAGAAAGCAGAAUCCCCGGGUGUCGUGGGGGAGCGGACGGGCCUGCGCGGGGUUUGCGGGACGUUGCCCGAAGCCGAGUGCGCCGCCAGCCCUCUGGCCACCAGCCUGGACCGCAGCUCCAGCUCAGGAGACGAAGAACUGACCAACCUCAACUGGCUCCACGAGAACCUGCUCCAGAACUUCACGCUGGGCGGCCCCGAGGCCCAGUCCAGCCCCAGCCCGCUCUUCGACAUCGAGGGCACCAACGGCGCCUCCGUCAUCUCCUCGGCCACGGCGCACGCCGGAGAGUCCGUCAAGUCCAAGCCGCCGUUUUCCUUCUCCCUGCUCAUAUACAUGGCCAUCGAACAGUCGCCCAGCAAGUCGCUGCCAGUGAAGGACAUCUACGGGUGGAUCCUGGAGCACUUCCCGUACUUCUCCAGCGCCCCCACUGGAUGGAAGAACUCGGUGCGGCACAACCUGUCCCUCAACAAGUGCUUCCGCAAGGUGGAGAGGAGCCUUGGGAAGGUCAAUGGGAAAGGCUCUCUGUGGUGCGUUGACCCCGAAUACAGACCCAAUCUGAUCCAAGCCCUGAAGAAACAGCACUUUCCCACCGCCCACUCCUUCUGCACACCCCCUGCUUCCCCACCCAGUGCCUUCUCACCCGCACGUCACCUCUUCCUCCAGGGCUGCUCUCUAAAAGAGUCUGACAUUGAUGCCGCCACUGCAAUGAUGCUCUUAAACUCGGCCCCCGGACACCACAGUGACCCAUGUGACCCGGACAGCCCCAUAGACCUCUCGCGCCCGGAUUCGGUCCUGGUGAGCAGCGACCCGAAGCAGGACCACAACUACAGCAGCUCGUCUUUCCAGCGCUGCUCGUCUCGCUCUUCCUCGUCCUCCUCGUCCUCGCUGUCCUCCCUGGACGAGGCCGGCUGCGAAUCCGGCCAGGGCCGCCGUGCCGGCAGCGAAGGUUUUCACAGCGACGAGGAUUCGGAGGAGGAGAGGAACCCGCGUCUCCCCUCGCUCCCCGUCCGUCGCCCGCUCACCGUCAAGUGCCCUCUUCCGGUCAAACGGGCGCGUCACGAGUGCAAACCGGAGCUGGACGAGGAGUUGAAGGAGGCGGCCGGGUCUCUCUUGCACCUGGCCGGGAUCCGGUCCGGCUUGGAUCUGUCUAAGCGAACGGCCAAGAGUAAAAAGCCGGAAAAGCAUCGGAAAUGAAUCGUUCAGUGACAUUUUAACCCUUGGACUGUGUAUCAGUGACUGUGCCUCCUCAUUUUUCACAUCACCUUCUCUCUUUUUUUCGUUUUUAUACAAGAGAUUUCCCUCCCUGGAUCAAAACUACGGCAAUAGCAACUCUCACGCGGAAGUGAACGAAGCCAUAACUGAGACUUACGGAGAAACGCAGGUUGUCGUGCUUCAGGAUGAAGGAUUUCUCUCGGCGAAGGAGUCGGAUAGGGAGAAAUUGGUGUUUUUUCCUCUUAAACGUUUGCAUGCUUCCUCUUUAAGUGAGUGUCCUACUCUUCCAAGUAAAUCUGUGCUAUUUAUACAGAGAACGAGUGCAUGUCUGUGUCGUUCGAAGCACUAACCUCUCGUCGUCCACUUUAUAGACGUGAAAAACGAGAAUUACGUCAAGAUUCCCUGCUUUUUUUCAAUUUUUUUUUUUAGUACAGAACAAAGAAAUGCAAUAAUUCUCAUCAGGCGGCUGGCGUUACGUUUGUUCUCUUCAUCAGAGGCGCUGGAUGUUCGUUGGGUUGUCGUCGGGGUCUGAGCGGACGGUGUGCAGAAGUGAUCUACGGAUAAUGGAUUACUUGGUCUUUUUUUUUUUUUUUAGGGAUCCAGCUGUGGUGUUUGGUGAUGCUUUUGGGGUAAAUCUCAUGAAAACAGGUCACACUUCACUCCAGAAUCAAAAGGAAAAAAAAAAAAAAUAUAUUUUGCAUUAAAAUGAAACCUGUUUUUGAGUUUUUAUUUUUGCAUUGGGACGUUUUCUUUUUUAUAAUUCCCAGUUUAUAUAUAUAAUAUAUAAUAAUUUUUUUUUAUUUGGCGAGUGCAACUUGGUAGCACAUUGGAUGUUACUAUUUUGUAGAAAUACUUCACAUUUCAAUUCAAUUAUUUAUUUAUUUUAUUUUUUAUAAAUUUGAGAUGGAAUGUACAAAAGUAAAUAAAUCUUAGUGAAUUACAAUGGCCUUUUUACAGUUUAAAAUCAGCAAAAAUAGGCAUAAAAAAUAAAAUAAUUUGACCUUUUUUUUUUUACUUACAAUAAUGAGAUUUUAUUGGAAAAAUAUGCUUAGUUGAU